Messenger RNA from Penaeus monodon (black tiger shrimp), 3042 nucleotides. Its product is annotated as major facilitator superfamily domain-containing protein 8-like. Gene Ontology annotation, molecular function: transmembrane transporter activity. NCBI's taxonomy places the organism in Eukaryota, Metazoa, Arthropoda, Malacostraca, Decapoda, Penaeidae. Gene Ontology annotation, cellular component: lysosomal membrane. Gene Ontology annotation, biological process: transmembrane transport. The record is from RefSeq and is a predicted model, not a curated record.
UGUCUACGAUGAGCUUAGAAGAGAGAAAGAUUACAGCGGCUGAAGACAAAGGCAACGCGUUUGGGGUUUUGUGUGAGGAACGACUUUGGGGAAAAAUUCCGGUCGUCAGGAAGGAGGCAGGUGGAACAGGUACGCUUUGGGCCUCACGGUAGACCAACAAAAAAGAAUGCACUUUGAACUUUAACCCACCAUGACCUGAAACAAAAAUAAGAGGAAGAUAUAUAUUUCUCGUUAAAUAUUGGAAAGUUUCCCUUUGUCUGUGCAAGCAUGUGAGCACGAAUGAAGUUAACAGACACAGAAUCAUAAGAAAAGACAUAUAACAAUAAUAAAACCUACUCUCAACUAGCGCAUAUAUAUCAACAAAGUAAAUAAGCAUUAUUACGUAAAUAAGAAGAACUGAAGGCAAAUCAAGCACAAUGGGAGGAACAUUUGGCAAGCAUGGAUCGUGGGUGGUCGACCACUCAAUGGAUGACAUUCCCCUUCACCAUAUGGGCGGGGACACGAGGCACGGGUCCAUCGCUACUAUUACGGGCGGGGACUCGACACCGGAAGACUACACGUUCGUCCUCGAAACAGCAGCGGAGAGAAAAGCCCGAAAGAGAUCGCACUGGGUCGCUUAUACCACUAUGUUCGUCAUGUCCAUCGGUUUUUCUAUCGUUCUGAGUGGUGUUUGGCCGUAUCUGAGUGAGCUGGAGCCGUCGCUGGAUAAGCAGUCCCUCGGCUGGGUGGUGGCAGCCAACCCCUUCGGCCAGAUGAUUGCCUCGCCCCUCCUCGGGCUCUGGGGCAACAAGGCGGGGUCUAUCAGAUGGGCGUGCAUAACCACCGUGAUAGUCUUCAUCCUCGGCAACGCAAUGUACUCGAUGCUCCACCUGUUCCAAGGGCUGGGUUACCUCUCCUCUUUCUACGCCAUGAUCGUCUCCAGGUUCAUCGUGGGCAUCAGCUCGGCCAAUGUGACUCUGUGCCGCUCUUAUCUGGCUGGUUCGACAACCCUGAAGGAAAGGACAGUUGGCAUUGCAAUCAUUGCAGCAGCACAGGCUUUGGGCUUCGUCGUUGGGCCAGGCAUCCAGACGGUGGUGACCAUCGCCAUUCCCGAGCCGGUGGACACGGGUGUCGACUGGUUCGUGUGGGACAAGUUCACCGCCGCGGGAUGGACGGCUGCGCUGCUGGGUCUCAUCAACCUCAUUCUCCUCCUCCCUUGCAUCUUCCAGGAGUACAAUAUCGCCGAGAAGGAGCGCGCCAUGAUGAACGCCGGCCAGAAGGAUCAGGCGAUGCGUCUCCCGAAGCCUGACUACAUCAGCCUCUCCGCCAUCCUGUUCGGCUUCUUCAUCACGCUCUUCAUCUACGUGCUGCUGGAGACGCUGGCCGAGCCCUUCAUGGUGGACCAGUAUGGCUGGACUGACGACAAGGCCAUGGUGGUGGUGGGGAUCGCGCUGAGCGGCGGCGGGUUCCUGUCCAUCUUCAUGUUCGUGCUGAGCGGCGUGCUGUCCAAGAAGUACGACGAGCGGAUCGUGAUGAUCGUGGUGGGCUUCGUGCCGCUCAUGGUCGGGACGUUCCUGUUCCUGCCGUGGGGGCCGGGCACCAUCCCCAUCCAGGUGUGCUACAACGAGACUAUGGACAAUCUCUGGGAACGGCACCUGCCUCUCUCCUGGAGGUCGGCCCCGUGAACUCGUGGCACUUUGGAGACAUCAGUCUAUUUGAGACGGAAACGGGGGAGCGCAACUGCACCCUCGGCUGCCCAGAGGAGCAGGAGUGGUGCCAGACCACGCCGCAGCUGCCCAUCCCGCAGCUGAUCGUGGCUUACAUCAUCGUCAUCUUGGGUUACCCCGUUGCGCAGUCUCUCGGCCAGGCUCUGUUCUCGAAGAUCCUGGGACCCAAGCCCCAAGGAUUGUGGAUGGGCGUGUUGACGGGCGUGGGGAGCUUCUCUCGAAUCAUGGGCCCCAUCUUCGUGGCCUACGUGUACACGAACCUCGGCACCAGGUGGACCUUCGGCAUCCUGACGGUGUCCAUGGUGCUGGCGGAGUUGGUGCUAAUGGCGAUGUUCCCGAGACUCGUCCCCAUGAAGGUGCCGACGCUGGAGGAGCUCAGAGGCCACGACGGCCCCGCGGCGUCGGAAAAGCACUAGAGCCGGAAGCGAGACGCGGGAGACGCAUCUUAAGCAGAGUCGUACCCGACUUCCGAGUUUGUCAGUAAUAACAUAAAGAUCCCGACUAUAUUUCGCCACUCUUUCAUCACACAUUAAUCGGGAAAGGUUUCGCAAGCUGUGUACCGGCUGAUAGUUUCCCCCUUACUAAAGUAAUAUUGGUAUCCAGAAAAGACAAUAGUUUACAUAUAUUAAUGAUCGCCAUUCCACUCAUUAGUAUCUGCUUUGGGGAGAUCUUAAUUAAGGCUGCUACCAACGCAGGUUUUUACAAAUAAGUAAAUUGGCAUAAUCCUGGCUGAUUUAUUAAUAAUGGAAUAUAGUAGUUGCUCAUGUUGGUAAACCUUACCUUCCCCGACGAUUAGAGGUCUUGAGAGCGACUGUGAACAGGACCGUUGCAAAUGGCGUAUAUCAUUCCCGAAAUGCACUGGCUAUAAAAAUGGACCUGAUACCUCUUUUACCUCAGUGAAGUUAUCCAUACUGACCCAUACCUAUUUUUUUUACAUAUCUUUUAACCUUUAUUCCCAGUCAAGAGUUUCGAAUCAUCAACCCUUCAUGUUUCGAAUCAUGGCUUCGUUCACACAUCGUUACAAACUCCCCCCUCACAGUCCAGUGUUACCACAAUUACUGCAUAUGAUGCAAUUGCGAUGUUUGAUCCUUGAUUUUGACGUUGAUUCACCAAAAUCUAACUUGAGUGCAGAAGUUGUUAUGGUCAAUAUACAAGUUCCAGGCAUCUUAAUCCGAAGUCUAGGCUCCAUCAUCGCAUUCGCAUAAGUCCACCUUCAAGCCUGUCGCGUACAACUUCCAUAUUGUUUAUGUUGUUUCUAUUACUUUAUGAUAACGAAGAAUCUUGUAAUUUAUUUGAUCGUUUCUGUCAAGUAUGUGAAUGAAAGUGAAUGAAGAAA